AUGGCUCGGUUUCUCGCUAUAGUCGUGGAGGAGUUGGCGCUGCCGGAGGCGGCGGGGUUUGACCCGCUCGACCCGGGAUCUGACCCGCCCCCCAGGCCACUGACGGCCGACGAGCUGAGGCGCUGCAAGAAGGCGCUCAAGGCGCUGGAGAACAAGCUCGGGAAGCCCGCUAAGCUUGCCAAGGAGUUCUACAGCCUCCCGGAUAUAAGAACAGAGCUUCAGUCAGCACAAAAAUUUAGUGUUGCUCGGAAACAAGAAAAUAGGGGAAGAAACCGCUACACUGAUGUGUUGCCAUUUGAUCGAACCAGAGUACGGUUAGAGUCUUCAACAGGCAAUGAUUACAUCAAUGCCAGCCGUAUAGAGAUUGCUGGCAGAAAUCUAUCAAAAUUCAUUUCUACUCAAGGACCGCUAGCCAAUACGAUUGAGGAUUUUUGGCAGAUGGUAUAUGAUAAUCACUGUCCUGUGAUUGUUAUGGUCACCAAAUUUGAUGGUCUUAAGUGUGAUGAGUAUCUACCAUUGAGCAAGGGGCAGGAUAUUUUUGGAAAGUUUACCAUUAAGAUUACAAAGGUCAGGAAAGAUGGUCAGUUAGUGUUGCGUGGCGUGGAGAUUCGACGGGAUGAGUCAGAUGAAGUGCGAUCUCUUCUCCACAUUGAGUAUCCUGAGUGGCCUGACCAUGGGGUACCAAAUGGCAGUGCUGAUGUAAGAAGGAUUCUAAAAAGAUUGUAUUACAUUCCAAGAGAACGGCCAAUAGUUGCACAUUGCAGCGCAGGCAUUGGAAGAACAGGUGCUUAUAUCACCAUCCAUAAUACAAUAGAGAGGAUUUUACUUGGAGAACAGGGGGCUGUUGAUCUUGUUGAAACUGUCAAAAACUUUAGAUCACAGCGACCUGGAAUGGUCCAAACAGAGGAACAAUACAAGUGUUGCCACCAGGCAAUCACAGAUGAAUUGAAAGAUCUUGUAUCGAGUUCAAAACAUUGA
Messenger RNA from Miscanthus lutarioriparius, 978 nucleotides. The record is from the annotation of a GenBank genome assembly. NCBI's taxonomy places the organism in Eukaryota, Viridiplantae, Streptophyta, Magnoliopsida, Poales, Poaceae.